AUGACUUGCAGGCUCGACGACGGCCGCCUGGUUGCGGUGAAGGGGUUGAAACGCGCGAGGGGCUCCGGAAAGGAGUUCUUCAAAAAAGUCGUCGGCAUCGGCUGCAGUUACCAUGUCAACAUCGUCGGCCUGCUCGGUUUCUACCUGGAAGGUUCUAGAAGAGUCCUCGUCUACGAGCUCAUGCCUAACGGCUCGCUCGAAAGUUCAUACACAACCGUCACAAGAACACGACAACGACGGUGUUUUGAUUGGGCCAAGUUGUUGGAUAUCGUGACCGGCAUUCAUACACAACCAUAUCCGACUUCGGUCUUGCCAAAAUCUGCGAUGCUGGGGGCCAGGGGGACCGCGGGGUACAUAGCCCCCGAGGUCUUCUUCCGGAGCUACGGGGCUGUGUCGAGUAAGUCCGACGUCUACAGCCACAGAAUGGUGGUGCUGGAGAUGGUCAGGGGUCGGAGGAACGUCGAAGCGCGCAUCGAGAACACGAGCGAGCUCUACUUCCCGUAUUGGAUAUACAUACAAAAAGAGUUGCGAAAACAUACAGAAAACGUAACCAACACAUUCUGCCCACAAUCCCAAGCCGAGAACCCUAGAUAUUAA
Molecule: messenger RNA, 597 nt
Organism: Ananas comosus (pineapple)
Lineage: Eukaryota; Viridiplantae; Streptophyta; Magnoliopsida; Poales; Bromeliaceae
Product: LEAF RUST 10 DISEASE-RESISTANCE LOCUS RECEPTOR-LIKE PROTEIN KINASE-like 2.3
Exons: 2
Coding region: 1-597 (198 amino acids)
Biological process (GO): protein phosphorylation
Molecular function (GO): protein kinase activity
Source: RefSeq, a predicted model, not a curated record